Oncorhynchus mykiss (rainbow trout) is the source of this 3553-nucleotide messenger RNA. It is a transcript of the gene pfkla, whose product is annotated as phosphofructokinase, liver a. Gene Ontology annotation, biological process: canonical glycolysis; fructose 1,6-bisphosphate metabolic process; fructose 6-phosphate metabolic process. NCBI's taxonomy places the organism in Eukaryota, Metazoa, Chordata, Actinopteri, Salmoniformes, Salmonidae. Gene Ontology annotation, molecular function: identical protein binding; AMP binding; monosaccharide binding. Gene Ontology annotation, cellular component: cytoplasm; 6-phosphofructokinase complex; membrane. The record is from RefSeq and is a predicted model, not a curated record.
GUUGGGGCGGAGUCAUUUCAAUAGACGGUCAGCCAACACAAGGAAAGUCACCCACAGUACUUGCUGCAUGAGCUUGUAACUUGUAUUUUAACGAGAAGAGUUAUUAUUUGACAGAAUUUCUCCAGUCGAGGUUGAUCCGUAUUCCACCGCUGCCAACAUGUCGGAUUUAGAGAGACUGAAGAUGACCGGCGCUGGGAAAGCUAUCGCCUUGUUGACAAGUGGUGGAGAUGCACAAGGAAUGAAUGCAGCUGUCCGCGCUGUGACCCGGAUGGGGAUAUUUGUUGGAGCCAAGAUGUAUCUCGUAUAUGAGGGCUACCAGGGUCUGGUGGAUGGAGGGGACAACAUCAAGCUGGCCCACUGGCAGAGUGUCACCAACAUCAUACAGCAGGGUGGCACGGUGAUCGGCAGUGCUCGCUGUAAGGUCUUCACCACGCGGGACGGUCGCCUGGCAGCAGCCUUUAAUCUGGUGAAGAGAGGCAUCACCAAUCUGUGUGUGUGUGGAGGAGACGGCAGCCUCACCGGAGCUAACAUCUUCAGGACCGAGUGGACUGGACUGCUGGCUGAACUGGUUCAGAAAGGCCGGAUCACCGACACCCUAGCGAAGCAACAUGAUCACCUGAACAUCGUAGGUUUGGUUGGAUCUAUAGACAACGACUUCUGUGGGACAGACAUGACCAUAGGCGCUGACUCCGCCCUACAUCGCAUCAUGGAGAUAGUGGACGCCAUCACUACCACCGCACAGAGCCACCAGCGUGCAUUUGUCCUGGAGGUCAUGGGACGUCACUGUGGGUAUCUAGCGUUGGUGUCUGCUCUGGCCUCCGGAGCAGACUGGCUCUUCAUCCCAGAGGCUCCACCAUUAGAGGGCUGGGAGGACCACAUGUGUGCCCGCCUGGAGCAUAGUCGCAGUAAGGGCUCCAGGCUGAACAUAGUAAUCAUCGCUGAAGGGGCCAUCAACAGAGCUGGUGAACCGAUCUCUUCAAGCUACGUCAAGGAUCUGGUAGAGAAGAGGCUGGGCUAUGACACCCGGGUGACAGUCCUAGGUCAUGUACAGCGAGGGGGAACACCCUCCGCCUUCGACCGGGUGCUGAGCAGUAAGGUGGGAGUGGAGGCUGUCGUCGCUCUGUUAGAGGCCACUCCAGAGACCCCAGCCUGUGUCAUCGGCCUGUCAGGAAACCAGGCUGUCCGCCUGCCUCUUGUGGAGUGUGUACAGAUGACUAAAGAGGUUCAGAAGGCCAUGAAUGAAAAGAGGUUUGAUGAAGCCAUCCAACUGAGAGGAAGGAGCUUUGAGAACAACUGGAACAUGUACAAACUGCUUGCCUUUCAGAAGCCUGCUGUUACCAAGAGCAACCACACGCUGGCGGUGCUGAAUGUGGGUGCUCCAGCAGCAGGGAUGAAUGCAGCGGUCCGGUCGGCUGUCAGAGUGGCGCUGGCCUACGGUCACAAGGUCUACUCUGUCAAUGACGGCUUCGAGGGGCUUGCCAAUGGAGCGGUGACAGAGAUCGAGUGGCACGGUGUGGCUGGAUGGACUGGCCAGGGUGGAUCUCUUCUGGGGACUAAACGAACCCUUCCCAGUACUUGCAUGCAGAAGAUCGUGGACACCAUCAACAAGCAUAAUAUCCAGGCUCUGCUGAUCGUUGGGGGAUUUGAGGCGUACGAAGGCGUGCUGGAGUUAUAUGAUGCUCGCGGUAGCUUUGACGAGUUGUGUAUCCCCAUGGUGGUGAUCCCUGCCACCAUCAGUAACAACGUACCCGGGACAGACUUCAGUCUGGGGGCAGACACGGCUGUCAACGCUGCCAUGGAGAGUUGUGAUAAGAUUAAGCAGUCGGCUUCAGGGACCAAGAGAAGGGUGUUCGUAGUGGAAACUAUGGGAGGCUACUGUGGUUACCUGGCAACCUACGCCGGUAUCGCUGUGGGAGCAGACGCUGCUUACAUCUUCGAGGACCCCUUCAACCUCCAGGACCUAAAGACUAACGUGGAGCAUCUCGCAGAGAAGAUGAAGGAAGACAUCCAGAGGGGUCUGGUGCUGAGGAAUGAGAAGUGUCACCUUCACUACACCACUGAUUUCAUCCACAAGCUGUAUUCUGCCGAGGGGAAGGGCAUCUUCGACUGUAGGGUCAACGUGCUGGGGCACCUCCAGCAGGGAGGUGCACCAACACCCUUCGACAGAAACUGUGGCACCAAGCUGGGUGUGAAGGCUGUGCAGUGGCUCACAGAGAAGAUGAUCAACAACUUCAGACAAGGUCGUGUGUUCGUCAACGCCCCAGACACAGCGUCUGUCAUCGGCUUCAGUAAGAAGGUCCUGUCCUUCAUCCCUGUGACUGAACUUAAGGCACAGACUGACUUUGAGCACCGGAUGCCCAAGGUCCAGUGGUGGCAGAACCUGCAUCAGAUUCUGAAGAUGUUGGCCAAGCACCAGACCAGCUUCAGCGAGUACGUCCCUGGAGAGAUAGAACAUGUGACCCGACGCUCUCUCAGCAUCGACACUGGCUUCUAGAACACAUACUAACCCUGGACUGUAGACACCAGCUUCUAGAACACACACUAACCCUGGACUGUAGACACCGGCUUCUAGAACACACACUAACCCUGGACUGUAGACACCGGCUUCUAGAACACAUAUUAACCCUGGACUGUAAACACCGGCUUCUAGAACACACACUAACCCUGGACUGUAGACACCGGCUUCUAGAACACAUACUAACGCUGGACUGUAGACACCGGCUUCUAAGCACUGGGCUCCAACCCUGGAAUGUCACUCCCAACUUGUCUGUCUUCCCUGUUUAUCUAAAAAGGGGUCCUUAUAUCUGUACUGUGUCUGAGACUACCUAGACAUCAGGCCCUUAUAUAUGUACUGUGUCUGAGACUACCUAGACAUCAGGUCCUUAUAUGUGUACUGUGUCUGAGACUACCUAGACAUCAGGCCCUUAUAUCUGGACUGUGUCUGUCGUCUAGUACACCAGAUGAUAUUUGGUCUAUACUGGUCACUAGUCUAUACUGGUUUAAAGACUAUACUGGUCACUAGUCUAUACUGGUUUAAAGACUAUUCUGGUCACUAGUUGGUCUAUACUGGUUUAAAGACUAUACUGGUCACUAGUCUAUACUGGUUUAAAGACUAUUCUGGUCACUAGUUGGUCUAUACUGGUUUAAAGACUAUACUGGUCACUAGUCUAUACUGGUUUAAAGGCUAAUCUGGUCACUAGUUGGUCUAUACUGGUUUAAAGGCUAAUCUGGUCACUAGUUGGUCUAUACUGGUUUAUUCUUUGCCAUUGUAAUGAAAAUGUUGUGCGACAAUCCAUCUGUUUUGUCAUCUUGUGGGACCUUGUCAUGUGUGUGCCUUGUCAUGUGUGUGCCUACAUGUAAUCCUGAACAAAUUACUGAUGCCUAUACAGUCAAAGUAGAACACUGGAAAUCAGCUAUUACUAUUCUGGAUGUGUCUGUCUGUACAAGAUGUUAAGAAUAGCAAUAGUCGCCAAAAUAGAAAUGUGAAUUAAUGUCAUUGUGAUUUAAAGAUGUAAUAUAAAGUAACGUCAUAAAUAAAAACAUUUGAAAGUUC